AUGGCAUCAUGGAGACAACUCUCCUCAGCUGGGUGGAAGCCCUUGAACAUCGGCCAUUAUGAUGGAAUGAUUGAUCCUAAUAAGCACAUCGAUGCAUAUGUCACACAGAUGAACCUGUACACCAAUGACAACACCAUAAUGUGCCAUGUUUUCCAGAGCUCGCUAAAAGGAUCAACACUCAGUUGGUACACCCAACUUCCAAUGGGGUCUAUUGAUGGCUUUGAAACCUUGGUACGGUGUUUCUCGGCUCAGUAUGCAACCAGGAAACCCCAUCACAUCACCUCGGCUUCCCUCGCCAACCUUAGGCAAGGGGAGAAUGAGUCCUUAAGGAAAUUCAUGGAACGAUUUGCCAACGUCUCCAUCAAAAUAUGCAACCUCAACCUCAAGGUUGCGUUACAUUACAUGGUCAUGGCCUUGAAAGUGGGACCCUUGGUCGAUAGCCUCUAUCGAUGA
Molecule: messenger RNA, 453 nt
Organism: Cajanus cajan (pigeon pea)
Lineage: Eukaryota; Viridiplantae; Streptophyta; Magnoliopsida; Fabales; Fabaceae
Source: RefSeq, a predicted model, not a curated record